Molecule: messenger RNA, 351 nt
Organism: Acytostelium subglobosum LB1
Lineage: Eukaryota; Evosea; Eumycetozoa; Acytosteliales; Acytosteliaceae
Exons: 2
Source: RefSeq, a predicted model, not a curated record
AUGAAUGAUUCAUCAAUAUGGCUAUGGAUACUCAAUAAGGAUAAAUUUCCAUAUUUGGUAUCCUUUACCAUAUAUAGUAAUCUAUACCAUACUUAUCAAUCAAGUAUAAUGUUGACAGGGAUUGUCAUCAAGUAUAAAUACCAUGGUUCAUCCAGUCAUUUAGUAUCAUCAAUCAAUCAACUCAAUCCAACAAUACUAUUACUCAUCUUAUUUAUUCAAUCUUAUCAAUCAAUCCAAUAUGACAAUCAUUGCCAACUUGAAGAACCUUGCUCAGCCAUUGUCUGCCAUCCAGAAUGCCCAGUCCUUUGCCUCGUACCAGGGAGCCACGUCCACUCAGUCCGUCAACGAAGU